UCUCAGUUCCUCUAGGCUGGUUUGCUUCUGGUUUGGUUUUCAAGAUGGCUCUCCAUCUGCAGCAUCUUCUCUUGGUGAUUCUACUCUCUGUAAAUGUGGUCAACAUCCAAGCUCAAGAGACAGGCCUGUCUGAGUCUUGGACCAGCCGAUCCUGUAAAUGUGACUGUGAUGGAGAGGGUCCCACUGAUGGUUCCUCCUUUAGCUCGGCGAUGGUGCGAGGGCUGGACUGCAUGCCAGAGUGUCCGUACCACAGGCCGCUGGGGUUGGAAGCUGGAUCAGUGAGUGCCGAGCAGAUCUCAUGUUCAAACCAGGAGCAGUACACCGGCUGGUUCUCCUCAUGGCUCCCCAACAAGGCUCGCCUUAACAGCCAGGGAUUUGGCUGUGCAUGGCUGUCCAAGUACCAGGACAAUAACCAAUGGCUGCAGAUCGACCUGAGGGAGGUGAAGGUGGUCUCUGGUAUUCUGACCCAGGGCAGGUGUGACGCGGACGAGUGGGUCACUAAAUACAGCGUCCAGUAUCGCUCCGACGAGAAACUCAACUGGAUCUACUACAAGGACCAGACCGGCAACAACAGGGUUUUCUAUGGAAACUCCGACCGCUCGGCUUCAGUCCAGAACCUGCUGCGCCCGCCCAUCGUGGCGCGCUACAUCCGCAUCCUGCCCCUGGGCUGGCACACUCGCAUUGCCCUUCGUCUGGAGCUGCUCCUGUGCAUGAGCAAAUGCUCCUGA
Molecule: messenger RNA, 728 nt
Organism: Boleophthalmus pectinirostris (great blue-spotted mudskipper)
Lineage: Eukaryota; Metazoa; Chordata; Actinopteri; Gobiiformes; Gobiidae
Gene: rs1a
Product: retinoschisin 1a
Exons: 6
Coding region: 45-728 (227 amino acids)
Source: RefSeq, a predicted model, not a curated record